AUGGCCCGGGGGCGCAGCCCGGCGACCGCGGCCGCGGUGACGCUGCUGGAUUUCUUCCAGCGGAGGGCCGCCCCCGCGGAGCCGCCCGGGGACCCAGGACGGGGCGGCGGGGGGGCCGCUCGGGGCCUCCCGUCCGCCGUGCGCGCCGCGGGGGCGCCCGAGGCCUCGCCGCGGACCGCUUGCCUGGCUGGGCUGCCCGCCGACGUCGCGGCGCUCUCCUGGGCGCUGUGCGGGCCCGCGAGCUGCUGCGCCGUGCGGCAGUGCAGCCGUGCCGUCAAGAAGGCGUGCCCGGCAGACCUGGGGGCCCUGCGGCCCGUCCUCGGCCGCUGGGCGCUGUCGGUGGUCGACAUGACGGCGCUGCGGCCCGUCGGCGAGCGUGACGCGGCAUCCGGGGUCGGCCCCGGGACGGUCUCCAGGCUGGGCCGCUGGGGCGACUUUGCGGUGGUCACCGACGGCGCGGGCAAUGGCUUCGUCAGAGGGCCCGCGCUGCUGCGCUGCACCCACCGCUGGCGGCUGCGCGCGCGGGAGGCCCAGCUGGCCGCCGCGGGCGGCGCGGAGCUCGCAGCGGCGCCGCUGCUCGAGCAGCUGCGGCGCUCGGCAGCGGCCGCGGGGGCGGCGGCCGGGCCCGGGCCACCGUCCGUGCACGCCUUCGGCUCCAUCUGGGACGGCGCGGCGUGCGGGCGACCUCGGAAGCGGCGCAGGGUCGCGGGCGGGGCUGCCGCCGUAGCGGGCGGCGCCGAGCGCGGGGCGGGCCGCGGGCCCGUCGACGACGCAGGCAGCCUGUUCUCGUCGCGGCGCUGGGAUGCGCUGAUGCACCCGCGGGUGCCGUGGCGGCUCCGGGCCGCAGCGCUGGUGUACCAUCACCACUGCGCCCAGGGCUGCCCGCACGAGGCCACGCGGGCGGCGGCCCGGGGCUUCGUGGUGCGGCACACGCGCGGCGACGAGCGCCUGCGCGCCGCGCUGCUCGACGACGUGGCGGCCGCGCCAAGUGGCGUCGGCAUAUGCAGCUGGGACGGGAGCUUCCCCAGAGUUCUGCACAGGAGAGCACGUCUGAGGCACUGCGGUGCCACCCACCAACGCACCUCGCAGGUCCGGGCGCUGCACGAGACUAGGCACUUCACCUCCGCUCUUGAGAAGGAGUUCUUGGCCGAGAAGGAGGCGGUGCUGGAGAAGGUGGCCAAGCGCUCGACGCGCCAGCUGCAGGAGGAGGGCAUCGGCGUGUCGGGCCUCUCUGGGGAGUUCGACAGCACCUCUGGGCGCAUCACGCUGUGGCCUGACGGCUGGAAGCUGCCCUACCUCUCGGAGAUCAAGUGGGGCCGGCACGUGUUGCUGAGCACGUGCAAGGGGGGCGUGGACCUCGAUGACCCCACGAAGACUAUCACCGCGGAGGUGGAGAGCAUCUAUGGCAGCACGAUGACCCUCCUGACCGAGUACGAGCGCGUCCCAGCCUCGAAGGACGGCAAGGACCAGUACCGGAUCGACCUGGGCCCCAAUUUGGUCGCAACCAAGCGCAUCGACAAGAUGCUCGACGAACUGCAGCGAUGCCUCGGAGUGAACCAAGCCAAGGACCCCCGGGACGCUAUCCAGAAGCUCAACUACAAUGCGAACUUGUGCGGGCUCCUGCUGCCGGGCGCCCCGCUCGCGGACGCGCUCUACGCGGACAUCCAGGAGG
Prorocentrum cordatum is the source of this 1672-nucleotide messenger RNA. The record is from the annotation of a GenBank genome assembly. Lineage: Eukaryota; Dinophyceae; Prorocentrales; Prorocentraceae.